GAUCAGCGUCCCAUGGGUCCCAUCUACUACUACAUCAUGUUCUUCGUCGCCUCCAUCUCGGCUCUGGUCUACUACAGCAUGUGGAGCGAGACGAGUGUGGUGCACAUCAAGGAGGACGGUCAAAAUCACAUCCUCUUCCCCGCGAGAUACUUCGACUGGGCCGUCACCUCCCCCUUGAUGCUCAUCGCGCUCUCGUUGCUGGGAGAUGCUCCUCUCCCUGCCAUCGUCGGGAUCGUCGGGUGUGACAUUCUAAAUGUCUCCUGCCUCUUCUUCGGGGCGUUCUACGGCUACGAGCACAAGUUCUUCUGGUGGGCGACUGGGCUGAUCUUCUUCGCUGUCCUCCUUUUCAUGCUCUUCCAAGAGCUGAGCAAGGCCAGCGAACUUGGUCGAGUGUCGCAGUACGACGCCGACACUUUGCGGUGGCUAACGUACAUCUUCGCGGCCUGCUGGGCUGUGUUCCCUGUCGUCUGGCUUGUCGGGCAGACUGGAACAUCUACGACGUCCUUCAACGUCGAGAUCGCAUUCGAAGUGCUUGCAGACGUCGUCGUGAAGCUUUCCUUCAUCCUCAUCCUCAUCGUUCGCCUCCCCGCCGAUGGCGCAUCGCAGUACUCGAUCAAGCGGGACAUGAACGACAUCCCAGAUUAUGGCUCAGCGAUGAAGAGCGGGGGCUGGCGAGGCAACCUAACGAGCAGCACGUUCGUAUAGAGGACCAGAAACCUGCGGGACAAGAGGUUAUUCAUUAAGAAGAGGGUCGAGAGGGAAAAGGAGCAGGGAGAGGAAGU
Molecule: messenger RNA, 782 nt
Organism: Guillardia theta CCMP2712
Lineage: Eukaryota; Cryptophyceae; Pyrenomonadales; Geminigeraceae
Exons: 8
Coding region: 13-705 (230 amino acids)
Cellular component (GO): plasma membrane
Source: RefSeq, a predicted model, not a curated record